This is a messenger RNA of Pisolithus orientalis, 291 nucleotides long. RefSeq lists its product as uncharacterized. The transcript is spliced from 3 exons. The record is from RefSeq and is a predicted model, not a curated record. Lineage: Eukaryota; Fungi; Basidiomycota; Agaricomycetes; Boletales; Pisolithaceae. The coding region runs from base 1 to 291 and encodes 96 amino acids.
AUGCAGACUCACACAGUUUCGCGUGCUAUUAUAUCCUUAUGGGCGACCCUUCUGGUGUUCUCCGUACUAGCCGCUUCCUCUCCCAUACCUGCUCCUGAACCCAUAGAUCCUGGCACUGCAUCUGUCCUUUCCAGCAACCUUAACCUUGCAUGUACAAAUGGAUGCCCAGCAGCGUCCAGUGCUCAGCAACUCGAAGCAAAUGCGGCAAUGGUACGACAUGGGUCGGCUGCGAAGCCCGUGCACUUGCUUGGCGCUGUUCUCAUUAUUGGCGCCCUCCUCACUGCACUCUAA